This is a messenger RNA of Peronospora matthiolae, 429 nucleotides long. The record is from the annotation of a GenBank genome assembly. Lineage: Eukaryota; Oomycota; Peronosporomycetes; Peronosporales; Peronosporaceae.
AUGGACACCCUCCGUCGAACGCACUGCACCUCCAGCUACCGUUCCUCUUGCUCCUUCGCCGCUGCUUCCUCCACCACCCCGCCGGUGGUAGAUACCGAUGAUGAUUUUUGGAUUCCUAACCCCUGGCUUCUGCAAUUUGACGGUGCUUGCAGACGGAACCCUGGACAAGGGGGAGCUGGUGCCGCUCUCUUCGACUCGAGCGGAACCGUGGUGUGGACGUGCUCUAACUUUCUCACCGCCAGCACUGAGACGAACAACACUGCUGAAUACACAGCUCUGCUGGUGGAGUGGAAAGCGCAGUCCGCCAUGUUGCCACGCGAUUGCUCAAUGAAGGCGACAGCAACUUGGUGCUGGCAUAAGUGCGCGGCUCGUCCAGCUGCAACAACUGACGGCCCAGGCGUUUUCGAGGUCACGUGCGAACGGAGUUAG